AAGCUAUGGCUUCAUAACGAAUUAAUUUUCAUGCAGUGCCCAUAAAAGUGUGCAGAAACGUUACAGUCCAUGUACAGGCAUUAAAGUUUAUGGGUAGGCCUGUACUCAUUCAUCAUAAUUUGUGUUUUAAUCUUAAGCAGUUUUGUGAUUAAUUAUACUUCCUCACAUUUAAUGUUGGACUAUUUCAGGCAACUGCACAAGUCCAGUGAGUUUGUAGAAGAACAAUGCAGUGCAUGAGGGAUCACACUGCCUUCUUUCCCUCCAUUCCCAGUAGGAAAUGUGAUGUUAUGUGAUGGCAUCACGCGGGAGUCAGAAAAUCCUGGUAGUCAUGCGCUAAUCCGGUAUUUAAAGUCGACGGUUCACUGGUUUGGGGAAAUUAGAAGGCAGGGGCUGGGGCGCAUGGGAGGUGACGUUUUACACACCACCAAGUUGACAGAAAGUAAUUCCUGAUGUGUUGAAGUGAUACACUUUCAUUUAGGAUAAAGGGUUAGUUGAAGUGCAUAUUUACAGGUAGAUAUUCAGUCAGGAAAACUGACAGAUCAUCGUGCGUAAAAUGUCUCGGUGCUGGUUUUUGGUGCUUGUGGGCGCGGCGUUCGUGAGCGCUCAGUUCCCCAGAGAGUGUGUGACACCCGAAGGACUCAGGAGUGGACGGUGCUGUCCGUCGCCCUCUGGACUCAACAACGACCCGUGUGGCGCCAGCGCUGGGCGCGGACAGUGCGUGCCAAUCGCGGCGGACGCGCGCCCACACGGCCCUCAGUACCCGCACGACGGACGGGACGAUCGGGAACGAUGGCCCAUCCGGUUCUUCAACAGUACCUGUCGGUGUAACGGAAACUUCAGCGGUUAUAACUGCGGCCGCUGCAAACACGGAUGGACGGGGCCCACCUGUAACCUGAGAGUUCCUGUUGUAAGGAGAAACGUGAUGCAGCUCAGCGCUGACGAGAAGCGUGCUUUCGUGAACGCGCUGGACCAGGCCAAGCGCACGGUGCACCCCAACCUGGUGAUCGCUACGCGGCGCUAUCAGGAGAUCUUUGGGCCCGACGGGAACACCGUGCAGUUCGAGAACGUCACCAUCUACAAUUAUUUCGUGUGGUCCCACUACUACUCGGUCAGCAAGACGUUCCUGGGCGCGGGACAGGCCAGCUUCGGGGGAGUGGACUUCUCACACGAGGGCCCCGGUUUUGUCACUUGGCACAGAUACCACCUGUUGCAGCUGGAGCGAGACAUGCAGGAUAUGCUGCAAAACCCCUCCUUCGCCCUGCCCUACUGGAACUUUGCCAUCGGCGGCAGCACAUGUGAUAUCUGCACAGAUGACCUGAUGGGAGCCAGGAGCAGCUUUGACAUGAAUUCCCUGAGCCCCAACUCUAUUUUCUCUCAGUGGAGGGUCAUCUGUGAGAGCGUGGCAGACUAUGACACGCUGGGAACAAUCUGCAACAGCACUGAGACCUCUCCCAUCAGGAGGAACCCAGCAGGAAAUGUCAACAGGCCGAUGGUCCAGCGUCUCCCAGAGCCCCAGGAUGUGGCGGACUGUCUGCAGGUUAACACUUUUGACACGCCGCCCUACUACUCUACCUCCUCUGAAAGCUUCCGAAACACAAUAGAAGGAUACAGUGCCCCCAAGGGGAACUAUGACCCUGUGGUGAGGAGCCUCCACAACCUGGCCCAUCUGUUCCUGAAUGGGACGGGAGGACAGACUCACCUCUCACCCAAUGACCCCAUCUUCGUCCUGCUCCACACCUACACCGACGCUAUAUUUGACGAGUGGUUGAGGAGACACGGUCCAGAUUCGGCUGUGUAUCCUGAAGUAAAUGCCCCCAUCGGUCACAACAGGGGCUAUAACAUGGUGCCUUUCUGGCCUCCAGUGAGCAACGCUGAGAUGUUCAUGACUGCCCCUGAAAAUCUUGGUUACUCUUAUGAAGCUGAAUGGCCAGGUCAAGCUUUCACUUUGAGCGAAAUCAUCACCAUGGCCAUAGUCUCUGCCCUCGUGCUCGUCGCAGCCAUCUUCGCCGUCACCACAUGUGCCGUGCGUGCCAGGUCUCGCAAGAUGGAGGGCCACCAGCCUCUGCUUGGGGAUCAGUACCAGCGCUACGAUGAUGAAAAAAGCCAGUCUGUAGUCUAAGAUCGGCGUUCAAAGGCGAGCCACACCUACGUGCCUUCCUCUCUAUGCUUUUACAGUGACACAACUGCACAGUUUGUCAAAGCCUGAAUCUGCUCUCACUGGAGAGCAUGUGUAGAUCCCUGAAUGCUACAAGUAAUUUUUUUUUUUUUUUUGCUGCAUUCAAAGCCGGUGUAGUUUAUUUGUCUUUACAAAUAGCACAGAUGUCAACAAUUACUCAUUUCCAUGAGCACGCAUUGGAGAUGCAAUUUUGUAAUCUUUGAUGUUUAUCAGAUUUUCAGGAAAAAAUGUGUUCAAAUAAAGUGAA
Micropterus dolomieu (smallmouth bass) is the source of this 2423-nucleotide messenger RNA. Its product is annotated as 5,6-dihydroxyindole-2-carboxylic acid oxidase-like. NCBI's taxonomy places the organism in Eukaryota, Metazoa, Chordata, Actinopteri, Centrarchiformes, Centrarchidae. Gene Ontology annotation, cellular component: melanosome. The coding region runs from base 554 to 2119 and encodes 521 amino acids. Gene Ontology annotation, biological process: melanosome organization; melanocyte differentiation. The record is from RefSeq and is a predicted model, not a curated record. Gene Ontology annotation, molecular function: oxidoreductase activity. The transcript has 7 exons.